ACCAAAUCUCCCACGAAACUCUAUUCCUUUUACAGGACGGGAAAAAGCUCAGAGCAAGUCUUCUUCUCUCUUACACACUGAAACCGAAGAUAUAUGAUUCUGUGUAUAUGAAGAACUUUUGAUACAAGUGUGGUUGUUUUUAAUGGGGAAAGGAAGACCAAGAGCCGUGGAGAAGGGGGUCUUAGGUCAAAAUUUGAGUGUAUGUUCAUCUGCAUCAUUGAAUAUACCAUCUGGGCCUGUGUAUUACCCAACUGAGGAUGAAUUUAGAGACCCAUUGGAGUAUAUAUAUAAGAUCAGACCAGAGGCUGAGCCGUACGGGAUUUGUAGGAUAGUACCUCCCAAGAGCUGGAAACCUCCAUUUGCGUUGAAUUUAGAUUCUUUUACAUUUCCCACAAAAACUCAGGCCAUUCAUCAAUUGCAGGUUAGACCUGCUGCCUGUGAUUCGAAGACUUUUGAACUUGAAUAUAAUAGGUUUUUGGACGAUCAUUUUGGCAAAAAGAUGAAAAAGAAGGUGGUUUUUGAGGGAGAGGAGUUGAACUUGUGCAAGUUAUUUAAUGCAGUGAAGCGUUAUGGUGGGUAUGAUAAAGUUGUGAAGGAGAGGAGGUGGGGUGAGGUUUUUAGGUUUGUUAGAUCAACAAGGAAGAUUUCGGAGUGUGCCAAGCAUGUGCUUUGUCAAUUGUACCGAGAGCAUUUAUAUGAUUAUGAGAACUAUUAUAAUCAGUUGAAUAAGGAUGUCACCAAGAGUUCAAAGAGGAAAAUGCAAGAUGAGAAGUCUAGGGAAUGCUUGACUGAAUUUUCAACCUCUAAAAGGAGGCGGCAAAACACCGAUGAUGGUAGAGCCAAAGUCUCCAAGUUAAAAGAUGAAGAAAAUAACGAUCAGAUUUGUGAGCAAUGUAAAAGUGGAUUACAUGGUGAAUUGAUGCUUCUAUGUGAUAGGUGUGACAAGGGGUGGCACAUAUAUUGUCUCUCACCACCCUUAAAGCAAGUUCCACCUGGAAACUGGUAUUGUUUAGAUUGCUUGAAUUCAGAAAAAGAUAGUUUUGGUUUUGUGCCUGGUAAAUGCUUCUCUUUGGAAGCAUUUAAGCGUAUGGAUUAUAGGGCCAAGAAGAAAUGGUUCGGCUCAGGGUCCUCAUCUAGAAUGCAAAUUGAGAAGAAGUUUUGGGAAAUUGUGGAAGGUGCCUUUGGUGAAGUUGAAGUUAAAUAUGGAAGUGACUUGGACACAUCAGUUUAUGGCAGUGGUUUCCCUCGUGAAAGUAUCCAGAGACCAGAAUCAAUUGACGCUAAGGUGUGGGAUGAAUAUUGUAGGAGCCCGUGGAAUCUCAAUAACCUGCCCAAGUUGAAAGGAUCCAUGCUUAGAGCUGUUCGUCAUAAUAUUACUGGUGUUAUGGUGCCCUGGUUAUAUAUUGGGAUGCUAUUCUCAUCAUUCUGCUGGCAUUUUGAAGAUCACUGUUUCUAUUCAAUGAAUUACCUUCACUGGGGUGACCCAAAAUGCUGGUAUAGCGUACCUGGUAGUGAAGCUAGUGCUUUUGAGAAGGUUAUGCGGAACAGCCUUCCUGAUCUUUUUGAUGCACAACCUGAUUUGCUUUUCCAACUUGUCACCAUGUUGAAUCCGUCUGUCUUACAAGAAAAUGGCGUUCCUGUUUAUACUGUACAGCAGGAGCCUGGAAAUUUUGUUGUGACCUUUCCUAGAUCCUUCCAUGGGGGUUUUAAUCUUGGAUUAAAUUGUGCCGAGGCCGUAAAUUUUGCUCCUGCUGACUGGAUGCCUUAUGGUGGGUUUGGAGAAGAACUGUAUCAGCUUUACCACAAACCUGCUGUUUUUUCUCAUGAGGAGCUUAUCUGUGUGAUAGCAAAGAUGGACUGCAAUGGCGGGGUGUCUCCUUACCUAAAGAAAGAGCUACUUAGGAUAUAUUCCAAGGAGAAAAUCUGGAGAGAACAACUUUGGAAAAGUGGUAUAAUCAGAUCUUCUCCGUUGCCCCCUCGAAAAUGCCCUGAAUAUAUAAGUACUGAGGAGGAUCCAACAUGCAUUAUUUGUAAGAAGUACCUUUUUCUUUCAGCUGUAGGUUGCCGUUGUAGGAGAUCUGCUUUUGUAUGUUUGGAGCACUGGCAACACCUUUGUGAAUGCAAGUACAGCAGGCGGCGCCUUCGUUAUCGUUAUACACUUGCAGAAUUAUAUGAUUUGAUUGCUAUAAUUGAUAGAUGUGGUUCUGGGGAGGCAAUUGAAAGUAAGGAUUUGCGACCAGCGGGCUUAUGCUUCACUGAACGAUGUACUUUGACAAGAAAGGUCAAGGGUGGUCGUGUUACUCUGGCUCAACUUGCAGAAAAGUGGUUACUGCAUUCGAGUAAGAUUCUUCAAGAUCCAUUCUCAAAUGAGGCAUAUGUUAAGGCUUUGAGAGAAGCCGAGCAGUUUCUUUGGGCUGGUCAUGACAUGGAUAGUGUCCGUGAUGUGGUAAGAAACUUGGAUGAAACUCAAAAGUGGGUUCAAGGCAUUGGAGAUUCCCUUUGUAAAAUUGAAGCGUGGUCACAUCAUCAUUCUGGAAAUUUAGAGAAAAUUUGCUUGGAUCAUGUAUAUGAUUUGUUGAGUCUACCCCCAAAGUCAUGUAAUCAUCCUGGGUAUCUUAAGUUGAAGGAUUAUGUUGAAGAAGCAAAGAUGUUGAUUCAGGAUAUUGAUAAUGCCCUAUCAACAUCCCCUAAUGUUUCUAAAUGGGAAAUUUUAUACUCAAGAGUGUGUGUCUUUCCCAUCCAUAUCAAAGAAAGUGAGAAGUUAUCAGAAAAAAUAUCAAUAGCAAAGUCUUGCAUAGAAAGUGUCAGAGCAAUCUUGGAGAAUCAGCCUGCUGCUUUUGAGGUUGAGAUUCUUUACAAGUUGAAGUUUAAGAUUUUGGAACUCAGCAUCCAGCUUCCAGAGACAGAAAUGGUACUGGAUUUAAUAAGGCAAGCUGAACUGCAUCGUUCUAGAUGUGCAGAAAUUAUGAAAGCUCCCAUGAACUUGAAGACUGUCGAACUGUUCCUUCAAGAAUCCAACAGUUUUGCUGUUAAUAUACCUGAACUGAAGCUUCUAAGACAGUAUCAUAAUGAUGCUGUUUCAUGGAAUGCUCGUCUUAAUACUGUUUUGGUUAAUGUCCAUGAACGGGAGGAUCAACAUAAUGUAAUUGAAGAAUUAAAUUGCAUUCUAAGAGAUGGAUUAUCAUUGACUAUAAAAGUUGAUGACUUACCUUUAGUUGAGGUUGAGUUGAAGAAGGCUUCUGUCAGGGAAAAAGCUCAGAAGUUAUGCGAUACCAAGGUUACUAUGGAUUUCAUGCAGAAAUUGAUGGAGGAGGCUGUAGAAUUAGAAAUUGACGAGGAAAAAUUGUUUGCUGAUGUUCAUGGAGUUCUUCAUUCAGCAAUGAGUUGGGAGAAGAAGGCCAUGGAUUUUCUAGCGCAUGGGGCACAGUUAUCUGAUUUUGAAGAGAUUAUAAGGACUUCUGAAGAUUUACGUGUUAUACUACCUUCCCUUCGUGAUGUCAAGACUGAAGUAUCCUUGGCCACGUCCUGGUUAACUAUUUCAAAGCCUUUCUUAGAAUCUGUUGUCCCCAUGUCAUCUUCAUCAAGAUCGCAACUGAAAAUUGAAACACUAAAGGAGUUGGUUUCUCAGUCUAAGUUCCUUAAGGUCACUUUGGAAGAAUGUAGAAUGCUUGCCAUGGUUCUGAGAAACUGUGAGGAGUGGAAACAUGAAGCGAACUCUUUAUUGCAAGAUAUUGAUCAUCUUUUCAAUGCGAGUGAUAUAGGGGAUGGAUUGAGCAAUUGUCUUGUUUCUAAGAUUGAACAAUUAGUUGAUAGAAUCAAUACUAUUAUUACAGACGGUUUUUCUCUUGGUUACGACUUCUGUGAGAUUACCAGACUUCAAAGUGCUCGUUCUACGCUCAUCUGGUGCAAUAAAGUUCUUUCUCUUUGCCAUACUAUUCCUUCUUAUCAGGAUGUUGAGAGCUUGUUGGGGAUUGAAGAGGAUAAUUCAUGUUUAUACACCUCUGGUGUUAUGUGGAGCUUAUUGAUGGAAGGUGUCAAAUGGCUGAAGCGAGCCUUAGAAGUGAUUCCUGUAACAUGCAAUUCUAAACGAAGAAAGUUGAGUGAUGCUGAGGAAUUACUUUCCAGCUUUGAGAGUAUCAGAAUCAACUUUUCAGCCAUGAUUGGUCAACUAGUAAAUGCUAUUCAGAAGCACAAGUUGUGGAAAGAAGAAGUAAGUCAAUUUUUCGCUAUGAAGCAUGCUGAACGAUCAUGGUCUCUGUUGUUUAAGCUUAAGGAAAAAGGAGACAUCGUUUCCUUCAAUUGCUCCGAGCUACAUUUAAUUUUUUCCGAAGUUGAAAAGAUUGAAAAGUGGAAAAAAUGUAUGGGGGAUGUCAUGCAAACAUCUUCUGAGGAUGAGAAUUCUUUGCCUGGUCGUCUACUAGAGAUAAAGAAAUCACUGGACAGAUCCUUAUACAUAUACGAGAAGUCAUUGCUCUACACGGAUCAAAACUUAUGUGUGUGUGGCUCCAAUGACUUGCAGGAUCGGCAGCUUUUUAUUUGCUCAAUAUGUAAAGAAAGCUACCAUUUGCAGUGCCUAGGACAAGAACGAGAAAAUCCAAGCAAUGCAGAUGUGUUUAUUUGCCCGUAUUGCUGUAGCUUAAGGGGUGUAUCAAUUGAUAAAAGUGAAGGUCCGCUGAGAUUUGCAGCAAAUCGUCCUGAACUAGAAAUUCUUAUUAAGCUCAAAUCUGAAGCUGUGAAUUUCUGUGUCUGUAUGGAAGAGGAAGAUGUAUUGAAACAACUGAUCGAGCAGGCUUUAGCAUGCAAGUCUCACUUGACAGAAGUCUUGGAGUUCUCGUCACAUUGUCUUGAUAAAGAUUUUAGUAUUGCCGGCAAGAGGUUAACUUUAGCUUUAAAGGCUAUGGACGUUGCAGGCAUUAAUGAUCAUGAAAGUAAGUGUGGUCUUGAGAUGGAACUAGUGAGGAACUCAUGGAGAUUCAGAGUCAGGGAAGCUCUUGAAGGUUCCGUAAAACCAACUAUGCAACAGGUCCUGCUGCUUGUCGAAGAGGGAUCGGCUAUAAGCAUUCCACCUGGGGAUUGCUACAGACAGAAACUCUUGGAAGUGAAGACUGUAUGCUUGAAGUGGAGAAAUCUUGCAAGAAAGAUUUCAGCCGACUCUGGGGCUCUUGAAUUGGAGAAAGUUUUUGAAUUGAUCGUGGAGGGUGAAAAUUUACCUGCAUACCUCGAGAGGGAGCUCAAGUUAUUAAGAAGUCGAAGUAUGCUUUAUUGCAUUUGUCGAAAGCCUGACGAUCGUAGACCGAUGCUUGCUUGUGAUAUUUGUGAAGAGUGGUAUCAUUUCGAUUGCAUCAAGAUAGAAUCUACUCCAAAGAUAUACAUCUGCCCUGCUUGCAAACCUCAAGUAGAUGAUAAGAUGUUGACUCAGCUAUCAACAGAAUAUGAAAGUUCGGUUGGCAUGAAACUCGUGGAGCCAAAGACCCCUUCUCCUCAACACGCAAAGCCAAGAUCAAAACAGAAGAAAACCGAGCGGAAUUUAGUUCGAACCGUGAGGGAUUGCUAUGGAGAAUUCAGGUGCUCAAGUGGAACCGAACACUUAAGGUGGCAAAACCGAAAGCCUUUCAGAAGAGUAACCAGAAGGAGAGCAGAGUUGGGAAGUAUUUCUCCAUUUUUCACCAUUCAACAAUAAUCAAGAAUACAUGGAGGUGUAGGUAGUUUAAUCAACAAUCAUUUAAUUGAUUCAAUUGUUCAUAUCAUCAAAUACCUUUCAGCUUCAAUAAUGUAAAAGGCAAAAUGUUUUAUAUGUUGUUUCAGUUUCAUUUAUUUUCACCUGUUUGUUUUUAGGUCCGGAGGGUACGAUAUGGGGUAUGGUUAGUGAAAACAGUAUCAAAUAAAUGAGUAAUAAUUUUGUAUAUAUUUGAUAACAAGAAGGUUUUUUUAUUUUUUUCUA
Momordica charantia (bitter melon) is the source of this 5941-nucleotide messenger RNA. RefSeq names its product transcription factor jumonji (jmjC) domain-containing protein. Gene Ontology annotation, molecular function: histone demethylase activity; DNA binding. NCBI's taxonomy places the organism in Eukaryota, Viridiplantae, Streptophyta, Magnoliopsida, Cucurbitales, Cucurbitaceae. The record is from RefSeq and is a predicted model, not a curated record. Gene Ontology annotation, biological process: regulation of gene expression; chromatin remodeling. Gene Ontology annotation, cellular component: chromatin; nucleus.